AUGGCAGAGGAAGAGCAAAAGCCUCAGAAGAUACCCUCCUGGGUUGAUAUACGUCGCCCACCCAAACCUACCCCUCCAACGCCUGAACAGCGUCUCGUUCCAAGCGCCAACUCGCGAACACCUGCAAGCGCGUCCCUGGAGCUAUAUCAUAUGAGAGAGCUUGGGCAGCCAGAACAUCAGCAUGAAAACGCUCAGACAUAUUCGUUCAUGGAAAUGGCUCCUGCUCUGCAUCCGCUCAGCUUGAUGAACCUGCAGAUGUCUGCGAUUCUGGCAGCACAUCAUAUGGGAAUUGAAGCACCCAUAGAGCAGUGGGGCCACUUAAAUCCUGACUUCGUUUCCCCCAAUGGCAAUAUAGGCUUGGGAUACGGGUUUAAUCCGCAAGAAAAUCAGGCCACAACGGGUGGUGCUGACCCAGCUGCAUCUGUUCCGCUCGUAGAUACAGAACAGCUCCAGCAGCCUCACCUGGGGCAGAUUCACGAUACAAUACCAGAUGGUCAACAAGCAAGACCUUCUGCACUCGACGCGGAUACCGUUGUGGAAACCGAAACUGUAAAUGACGAUCCAUUCACUGGUACAUUGAUUGAGGGUGUUCAAUCUACGGACCCUCCCAAUUCCCCCCGCGCUUCUGUUUCUGUGCCCAAGCGCCAGCCAGAAAUCAGCGCAGAGGAAAUAGAUGCUAUUGCUGAUAGGAUCUUUGAGGACCUCUCGGACGAAGUGAAAAGACAGACUUACCUUCCACCUUCUACAGCAACAGCUACUGCUGGAGAUCUUUCAGCUGUCACAAUCAGCACAAAUCUACCCAACACUGGUCCGCCGAUCCCGUUGGGUCUGCCAACUCUCCCUCCUACGAGCCAAACACCGGAUAAUUUCAGACUGGUAACAAAUACGCAAGAGCAGAAGAAAACCCUGGAUGCUCCAUCCGCGCCAAGAUUGAUGAUACAGCGCAACGGAAGGGACAUCUCAAAGGCGGGAUCGGCAUAUCUCAGACAGGAUUCUAUUUCUCUACAAGGGGACAAGAAGGAAGAUACAGAGAAGAGACGCCAUGUUCUCGAGAAGCCGCUUGCCACACCUUCAAGAAAUUUCAAUGGAAAGUUCCGCGUCAGGGAGGGGACAAAACGUCACGGAGAAGACCAGAAGGAGGCGUCCUUGGGAUCAGAGUCCAGAAGGAUAUCUGAACAUAAUACUCAAGAUGCCCAAAGACAAAAUCAGAAGGAUAUUAACAGUGAAAAUAAGCAUACAUCAAAGGAGGACGGUAGAUUAAAGAGCCUACUGGCAUCAACUAUUGCUGAGGCGCCAUCGUCGCCUUCUUCUGUCGUAAGCCCCUGGGUUCGCCCAUCGAGCGAUACAUUAACACCGACUCACAAUCCAUUCCUCGAAUUCGAUCCCUCCAGACUCGAUUCAUGCGCCGCCGAACCUCGAAAAGGCGGAGAAAUCGCCCUUCAAGAACAGCACAAGCAAGAGUUUCGAAGGCUCACAGGAUCUGAUGGCGACAAGGACGUGGUCACGGAGAGUGGACCAAGUCCUGAGCAAUGGCCUGAGAAGAAAGUUGUUUUGCACGAGACUGUGGCUGAGGAUAGCUACGAAUCUCGGGUCAAGAUGGAACAAAAGCACAGUAGAGAUGAUACCAAUAGGGCCAAUCAUGGCGGGGAUACGGUGUUUCGGGAGGCGAGUACAAGCUUACGGGCUGAACCAUAUGCUGAUAACGAGUCAACUGAAGCGUCAGAGGCAGGCCUUCACCGCAAGAAGAACCGACGCGUUCGUCCAAAUCAGUACCUCAAACUGAUUGGUAGUGAGCUUAGUACACGGCAUGCUUUCCAACUGACAUGCCUUCCUGGGGGUUCUACUGAGAAGCAAAAGAGAGAACUGCUCAGAAAACAAGAGGAUGAGCUGGUGAAGUGGCAUGCAGCGCAAGAACUUCUAAGACAUGAAGUUGUGGAGAGAUCCAGAUCGAAGCAAGCAAUACAGGAUCCACCAAAGAGAAAGGCUACUUGCGGCACGGAGGUUGCAGAGGACGAGGGUCGCAGAAAGCUUGUACGAGCCAACGAUUCCACUGCCCGCGAGUCUCGUGUUAGGAAGGCACCGCACGAGGUGUCUCUGAUUCUGAUUUCAGAUGCUACAGUCAUCGUAGAUGGCGCUGAUGAGAACCGUAUCAUCAUCAAGCCAGGUGAGAAGUCUCCCAUAGGAACUUCUGAUGAGAAAUCUGAGCAUGUAAGUAGCGGGUAUACUGACAUGACAGAUGUUCCUAUGGACGACACCAGGCAGGAGUCUGUCGCGGAUUCUAAAGGUAUACUCGCCGUCUUCGAAAACUCCAUCGCUUUCCCGCAGUCCAGAGAUCCAGAAAACUCUAAGUUUAAGGAUGAGUACAACGAUGGGAUGCAUUAUCCUGCUCCAACGGGAGUGGUGGAGAUAUCGCGGACUCGUGAGGCUAUGGAUUCAGCUGAGGCUUUUCAAACAUCCGUGACUCCCAUUGAAGUUCAAGAAGCUCGCAUGACAAGAACUUAUGAAUCAAUCGAGUCCAGGUCUGAGAGUCCACCUAUUCCUGGAGGGGAGUGGAUCUUGGACAAUAUGCUGGACUCGCUUCCUGAUUCUGAUGGACCUCGAUUUCCUCCUGCUAUGGCAUCACCCCAAUUAAGCCCUGCUCGUGGGCUCAAAAAACACUCGUGUGUCGUCUCCUGA
Cadophora gregata is the source of this 2676-nucleotide messenger RNA. RefSeq lists its product as uncharacterized. The record is from RefSeq and is a predicted model, not a curated record. Lineage: Eukaryota; Fungi; Ascomycota; Leotiomycetes; Helotiales; Ploettnerulaceae. Bases 1 to 2676 code for a protein of 891 amino acids. The transcript has a single exon.